This is a messenger RNA of Microplitis demolitor, 1301 nucleotides long. RefSeq lists its product as uncharacterized. The transcript has a single exon. Bases 754 to 1284 code for a protein of 176 amino acids. Lineage: Eukaryota; Metazoa; Arthropoda; Insecta; Hymenoptera; Braconidae. The record is from RefSeq and is a predicted model, not a curated record.
UAUAUUAUUAGGUUGUUAUAAUCUGAUAUUGGUCUGAAAUUUUCAAUUUUUCAAAAAAAGUUUAUGGACAUAGUAAUUGACAUUCAUGGGUAUUAUGGUUUAAAAAAUCAACCGUUUAUAAAAGAAUUAGCGAUUUUAAGCGUACAGGCCAAUAAUAGUAACGUUUUUAUUGAUAAACAUUGUUUAUUUACACCACCAUAUCGAUGGGAAUUAUUAUCAAAAUCUUGUCAAAAUGAUUAUUUACGAAUGUUUAAUAUUCAUGGUAUUCCUUGGCAACUAGGAUUUUUCAAAGCUGAUCUACAAGUAUCUAUUUUACGUAAUAAUAUAAAAAACGCUAAAUGUAUCUAUUUAUUUGACAAUAAUAUCAAGAAAUUUCUAUCUAAAAUCACUCGUAAAAUAAAUAAAAAACGUAUUUUAUGUUUAUCUAAAAGAGGUUUUUAUAUAAAAAUAAAUAAGUUUCAAACUCAAUGUAAUCAUCAUCAAUAUCCUAAAUAUAAUAAUUGUGCGUAUGAUAACGCAAUGAAAAUGCGAAGUUGGAUUAUUCAAAAAUUGUUAAAAAAAAAUAAAAAAAUAAAUAUUCCUCAUAUUCUGAAAGUAAAAAAAAAUAAACGAAAACUUAGUAAACUUAAAAGUAAACUUUCUUAUAAAUUAUCUUGUAGAUAACGUAAUAAAUUUAUUCAGUUUAUUAAAAUAUAUCACUUUUUAUUAGACAUUAAAAAUUUACAAUUUGAUGACAUCAUAUUAUAUAUAAAAAUGAAUCUCGUUAUUGAUUUUCACGGUUACAGAAUUUCUGAGCAUAAAAAUGUAUUGAAAGAAUUGGCAAUAGUAAGUUUAGAAACUGAUGGUAAUGAUGUAAUUAUUGAUAAGCAUUACUUAUUUAAACCGGCAUUAAAGUGGGAAAAUUUAUCUAAAGAUUAUCAAGAAACAUAUGCGAUGUUAUUUAAAGUACACGGAAUUUCAUGGAAGAAAGGUUCGUUAAAUUAUGAAUCGCAAAAAUCAAUUUUGAUUGAAAAUCUAAAGAAAGCUGCUUAUAUUUAUUUAUUUAAUUUUAAUUCAAAAGAAUUUUUGAACGAAAUAGUCGACAAUAUCGAAGAAUAUAAAAUUAUUUAUUUAAACGAUUUAGAUUAUUAUGAACACAAAGAUGAAUUUCAAACAAAAUGUAAAUAUCACAGAAAUAAAGAUAAAAACAAUUGUGCACGUGAUAAUGUACUUAAAAUGAGAGAUUGGAUUUUGUCAAACAGAUGCCUGGUUAAAAAUAACCAUACUAAUAAUCAACCUAACUGAUGUUAUUAAAAAAAAAA